AUGAAGCUGCAGCGGCGGGAGAAGGGCGGAAGGCUGCACAGAGAGAGAGAGAGAGAGAGAGACGGAGAGGAACUACAAGUUAAGUGUAACAAGAAGCGUGUUGGCGCUCUGCUUAGUCAACCGUCGAACAGCGCAGAGGCCGCCUUUUAUUUCUUCUCCGUCAACUUCAACUUCAACUUCAACUUCUCUUCUUCUCCUCCUCCUCUUUCUCCCGCACCACGAAGCGCUCUCUGCCUCUUCAUCUCCUUCUUCUCUCUUCCUCUCUCUUCUCCUUGCUUUUUCUUUGCCCGCCCCGUCUCCUUGUUCCUCCGUGUUUCCGUGUUUCCUAGCUGCGUGUUGUCCUUCUGUAGCUUCGUCUCCUACUUCUUUCUCUCAGUCCUGCUAUCUCUCUUAACUCUCUCUUCUCUUCUCUUCCCUUUGCUCUCUCUGGGCUCUCUCUACAUCUCUCUAUCUCCUCGGCCCGUCUUCUAG
Messenger RNA from Trichophyton benhamiae CBS 112371, 471 nucleotides. RefSeq lists its product as uncharacterized. Bases 1 to 471 code for a protein of 156 amino acids. NCBI's taxonomy places the organism in Eukaryota, Fungi, Ascomycota, Eurotiomycetes, Onygenales, Arthrodermataceae. The record is from RefSeq and is a predicted model, not a curated record. The transcript has 2 exons.